AUGCAGGAGGAAAUGCGACGCGAGAUUCAAGCCCAACUACAGGCCAAUUCUGAACAGCUUGAAACUCAAAAUCAGAAUGCAUUCCUUAAAAAGCUGGAAGAAGCCCGAAGAGAAGCUGUCAUUCUCAAGGAGGCCCUUGGCAACGUGAAGUCGGAAAAGGACUCAAAGUCGCGCAUAUAUUGUCCCUACAUCUCAAACCUCAACGAGGAUCCACAACUUUCGGGUGUUAUCAAUCACCUUCUAGAGGCUGACGAGGCAGGAUUCCUCUUUAGUCCACUGAACCAACGGCCGGCGAGCGAAAAAUUGGAAGAUAACGUAAAAUUCACCCUACUUGGAAGUUUUCAUUUUUUUAAAUCGUUUACGUUUCUCCCUCAGGUGGCCGUCGGGCGUCAAGGCGCCCCAGGGAAUCCAGAGACUGCUGAGGACGCAAUAGACAAGGUCUCCGGCAAGAAGACUUGGAUACUACUCAAGGGUCUCAACAUUCAAGACAGGCAUGCCAGGUUUCGCAGACUUCCAAAUGGCCAGAUUGAGCUGGUCGUUGAGCAGGGAGCCCUAAAGAACACGAAAGUCAACGGAACUGCCUUGAUCUCGUCCAAGAUCCUUGAACCUACCGAUCGAAUAUUAUUCGGUUCGUACCACCUGUAUGUUUUUCACAAUCCCAAGCAAACUGCCCUGGACAAGGAGAAGAAGGUGGACUGGGAAUUCGCCCAACAGGAAUUGGCCAAGGGAGAGGGCAUGGAUCAAUUUGAUCAAGCUAUGAUGGAAAAAGGUACGAACUAA
Molecule: messenger RNA, 780 nt
Organism: Dibothriocephalus latus
Lineage: Eukaryota; Metazoa; Platyhelminthes; Cestoda; Diphyllobothriidea; Diphyllobothriidae
Source: the annotation of a GenBank genome assembly